This is a messenger RNA of Stegostoma tigrinum, 8845 nucleotides long. RefSeq names its product membrane-associated phosphatidylinositol transfer protein 2. Gene Ontology annotation, cellular component: cytoplasm. Gene Ontology annotation, molecular function: phosphatidylcholine intramembrane carrier activity; phosphatidylinositol transfer activity; phosphatidylcholine binding. The coding region runs from base 459 to 4760 and encodes 1433 amino acids. The record is from RefSeq and is a predicted model, not a curated record. NCBI's taxonomy places the organism in Eukaryota, Metazoa, Chordata, Chondrichthyes, Orectolobiformes, Stegostomatidae. The transcript has 28 exons. Gene Ontology annotation, biological process: phospholipid transport.
GCGAGCGAGAGGGAGGCCGGGACCGGGAUGCGCGGUGGUGUCCGCAGCGGCGAUCCGGGCUGAGACAUCUCCUUGUGAGCGGACGGAAAAGGUGACGGGCAGCAUGUGUGAGGUGGCCUGGCAAGGACGUCCCGCAAGUCGGGCGGAGUUGUCCGGAAGCUGACGAGAUACUUGCUGUGUAAAUGAGGCAGCUGUCGUGACGUCAACAAUGAUGCUGCUCUGACUUCCUCCUUGUAUCUUGAAACCAAGUGGAACUUGCGUACAAUCAGGGUACGUAGCUGCAAACUUAACAUCCCUGGUUUUCCCUAUCAACUUGAGAGAUGCCAUUUGGUAGAGGAACGUGAAAGAGUGCAUUGCACAGAUGUACACAAGCUAUAUUAAUGAAUCACGUGCUCUGAGAUUUCACAGACAGUCCUUGGAUUAUUUUUAAUUCGUGGAAGGACUUUGCAUAAAACAAGAUGCUUAUCAAGGAAUACCACAUCCCUCUUCCCAUGAGUGUUGAGGAGUAUCGUAUUGCACAACUCUACAUGAUACAGAAAAAGAGCAGAGAAGAGACUUCUGGAGAAGGGAGUGGUGUGGAAAUCCUUGAGAACCGGCCGUAUAAUGAUGGUCCAGGUGGUUCUGGACAGUACACCCGCAAAGUGUAUCAUAUUGGUAUGCACAUCCCUAGCUGGUUCAGGUCUAUUUUACCAAAAGCUGCAUUGCGUGUUGAAGAGGAGUCCUGGAAUGCCUACCCCUAUACCAGAACAAGAUACACUUGCCCCUUUGUGGAGAAGUUUUCCAUUGAUAUUGAAACAUAUUAUAAACCUGAUUCAGGUGAACAGGCCAACGUAUUUAACCUUUCAACUGCUGAAAAAAGACAGAGGAUGAUUGAUCUGAUUGAUAUUGUCAAAGACCCCAUUCCACCUAAUGAAUACAAAACAGAAGAGGACCCUAAAUUGUACAAGUCUUUCAAGACAGGAAGGGGGCCUCUAUCUGAUAACUGGAUACACGAAUGCAAGAAUAAGCCCGGAAAAAUGCCAAUUAUGUGUGCGUACAAACUCUGUAAAGUAGAGUUUCGAUACUGGGGAAUGCAGUCCAAAAUAGAGCGAUUCAUCCAUGAUGUGGGUUUAAGAAAAGUCAUGCUGAGAGCCCACCGCCAAGCAUGGUGUUGGCAGGAUGAAUGGUAUGGCCUGACCAUGGAGGAUAUCCGGCGACUGGAGCGUGAAACACAACUCAUGCUGGCUCAGAAAAUGGCCCAGUUCAUGGCACAGUUCAAUUUAAACAACAGUGAGCCCGAGCAAACUGGUCCAACUCAUUCCUCCAAUGAAAGAGAUCAUGACAUCAGCAAUUCUCUCAUCAGCCCAGAGCCUGACAGUGCCAAUGUGAAGGACUACAGUGACUCGUUAACGGAAAGAUCACUAACAAAACAGUGGUCCACAUCAUCCAAAUCAUCACGUUCUUCAAAGAGAGGAGCCAGCCCUUCACGUCACAAUAUAGCAGACUGGCGAAUGCAGAGUAUUGCUCGAGAUUCUGAUGACAGCUCUGAUGAUGAAUUCUUUGACGCACAAGAAGAUUUUUCAGACAAUGAGGAGACCUUGCCUCAAGAAAUCACAAGGUGGAAUUCAAAUGAUCUUAUUGAUAAAAUUGGAGCAGGUGAAGCGGAGCAGGGCCAAAGUGACAUGUACCAAGGACAGUUAACAGAUUGUGUUCCUACCAGUGCUGAGCAGCUCAAUUAUAUUGAGAUGCACGUUAAAAAUAAGAGUGUCAGUACCUGUAUUCCACAGAUUACAGUUACAAGUGUUCCAACAGAGGGCGCAUCACAGCAGCCUCUGCAGGCCUGCAAGAUUCAUGUCCUUGUCCUCGUUCUGCACGGUGGCAACAUCCUGGACUCUGGUAGUGGAGACCCAACCUCCAAGCAGGCUGAUGUCAACACCAUAACUUCUGUCUUUGACACGGUGAUGAGAGUACACUUCCCUGCAGGCCUAGGUCACAUAGCAGUCAAGCUGGUUCCUUGCCCAGCCAUCUGCUCAGAAGCCUUUUCACUGGUAUCAAACCUCAGUCCCAUGAACUCUGAUGAAAGCUGUUUGUCAAACAGCCAAGAUCACAUUCCACUGGCUGCACUUCCUUUGUUGGCAACAUCAUCUCCUCACUACCAGGAGGCAGUUGCUACGGUGAUUUUCAGAGCAAAUCAGGUGUACAGUGAUUUUAUCAAAUCUCAGGAGGGUGUCUCCUUUAGUGGCCAGGUAUGUUUGAUUGGAGAUUGUGUUGGGGGAGUCCUGGGAUUUGAUGCCCUCUGCUUCAGUAAUCAGACAGUCUCCGAGAGCCAGAACAGUAGCAGGAGAGGCAGUGUUGUGAGUGUGCAGGACAAUGAUCUAUUAUCUCCUGGUAUAGUUGUCAACAACAGCUGCAUGUGCAGUGCUUCCAACCUGGAAACCAGCAGGCAUCUCAGUAGAAGCAAUAUUGACAUUCCUCGAAGCAGCAUGGAUAAUCCAAAUAAACAGCUGCCAAGAAAGAGAAGUGAUUCUUCAACAUAUGAGCUUGACACAAUUAAACACCACCAGGCUUUUCUUUCAAGUUUGCAAUCUAGUGUGUUAAAGAAUGAUCCUGGGUCGAGGCGAUCUAGUGGUUCAACCAUGCUCGAAGGAGUAAACCCUGGAAAGUUUGAAUUUGAAGUGACUGACUUCUUUCUGUUUGGCUCCCCCUUGGGACUGGUCCUGGCAUUGAGGAAGACAGUGAUUCCCAGCUUGGAUGUCUCCCAGUUGAGACCAGCAUGUCAACAGGUUUACAAUCUCUUCCACCCAGCGGAUCCUUCAUCUUCCCGCUUGGAGCCACUUCUGGAGAAGAAAUUCCACCUGCUCCCACCAUUUAAUGUUCCCCGUUAUCAGAGAUUUCCACUGGGUGACGGCAGUUCUGUUCUUCUGGUUGAGACAAUCCAGAACAACCCCACCCUCAUCCUGGAAACUCCAUUUGUGACUCUCCAACAACAGGAGAGUGUAAUAGAAACUAGUAUUCCUGUUCCUGUCCUUAACUGGCAAGAUGGUUCCAGUAGGAAUCCAACUUUUGCAGAGUCAGAUGUUAUUCAGUCUCACGCUGGCAUCCUCAUGGAAAGUUCAUCGCCAUCCUCCCCCUUAACAGCCCCAGUUUUCCGGGGAUUCCGGAGGGCAAGUGAAGUCAGCAUUGCCAGUCAGGUGUCAGGAAUGGCAGACAGUUACACAGCUUCCAACAUAGCGAACAAGCAAAAUUAUCACCUAAACAAUUGCAAAAAGUUGGCUUUCUUGUUCAAAUUUAUCCCAUACAACAAAGCCCUUGCAAAAUACACUUUCUCUCAGGACUAUAAUCAGCCUGAACCCAUGCUGUCACAGAAUCAGAAUGAGCAAAAGCUGAAACAGAAUUGUGUGAAUUCUGCUGCAAAACAGAGUCCAGCACAAGAGAGAGUCUCAGAGGUGGACAUCCAGACAGUUGCAGCAAGGUGGUGGGGAGCAAAGAGGAUUGACUAUGCUCUGUACUGCCCAGAUGCUCUAACAGCUUUUCCAACUGUAGCCUUACCUCAUCUAUUUCAUGCAAGUUAUUGGGAGUCAACAGACGUUGUUUCAUUCCUAUUGCGACAGGUAAUGAGACAUGAAAAUGCAAGUAUUCUGGAACUGGAUGGGAAAGAGGUUUCUGUAUUUAGUCCUUCAAAACCACGUGAAAAGUGGCUUCGCAAGAGGACACAAGUUAAAAUACGGAAUGUUACAGCGAAUCACCGUGUCAGUGAUGUUAUUGUUACUGAAGAUGGUCCUCAGACACUGACUGGGAGGUUUAUGUACGGGCCCCUAGACAUGGUUACACUAACAGGUGAAAAGGUGGACAUUCAUAUUAUGACUCAGCCUCCUGCAGGAGAGUGGGUUUAUUUUGAUACUGAUAUUACAAACAGCAGUGGCAGGAUUUCCUACGUCAUCCCAAAGGACAAAAGACUGGGAAUCGGUGUCUAUCCAGUAAAAAUGGUGAUUAGAGGAGAUCAUACAUCUGGAGAUAGCUAUAUAACUGUUCUGCCAAAAGGAACAGAGUGCGUGGUGUUUAGUAUUGAUGGAUCAUUCGCAGCCAGUGUCUCCAUUAUGGGCAGUGAUCCCAAGGUCAGAGCUGGAGCAGUCGAUGUUGUAAGACACUGGCAGGAUCUUGGCUACUUCAUUAUAUAUGUAACAGGCCGUCCCGAUAUGCAGAAGCAAAGAGUGGUGGCUUGGCUGGCUCAGCAUAACUUCCCCCAUGGAAUUGUUUCCUUUUGUGAUGGACUUGUCCACGACCCUCUCAGGCACAAAGCCAAUUUCCUGCGUAGCCUCGUGCAAGAUGUGUCCAUGAAGAUUCAUGCGGCAUACGGAUCCACAAAAGAUAUUUCAGUUUACAGUUCGCUCGGCUUAUCACCAUCACAGAUCUACAUUGUAGGCCGCUCAUCUAAAAAGUACCAGCAGCAAUGUCAGUUUUUAUCAGAUGGGUAUGCAGCACAUCUAUCCCAGCUGGAGUAUAGCCAUCGAUCUAGUCCUGCUAAAAGUAAUUCCAGAAUGGUACUGCGCAAGGGCAGCUUUGGGCUACCUGGGCAGACAGACUUCCUGAGGAAACGGAACCACCUGCUGCGCACUAUCUCCAGCCACCAAACGGCAUCCACCGCCCAAAAGCCUGAGCGGACACAUAGCCAGUCUGACAAUGAGCGUGAUCGAGAUAAGGAGCGUAGUCAAAGGAGCAUGAGCAUCACAGCGGGAUGCUGGGGUCGCACAGGCAUGUCAAAACUGGAAUCUGGUGUUUAACAGAAGGUGCAAGACUCUGGGAGGAGGUGGCAAGUUGGCUUCAGGGAAAUGGGUCAGCAUAACAAAUGAAAUAUCUGCUGCUGGCAUAAGCAUUGAAGCAAGCACUGCGGGUAAAAUGGGUGCCAUGGUGCUAAUGAAAAGAUACUGAAGGUGAAAAUUCAUUGUAUUUGGUGUGAACUGCAGGCCUUAAUGCAGUGUUGCAUUUGUGGAACACUAGCUGAAAAGUUAACCUUCUCUUAGUCAUAGAGACAUAAUUCAAACUUUUAGACCCUGCUUAAUUCUGCAUCUUUUCUAUUCAGGGUGUGGCGAUGAAUACUGUAAAUAUCCAUGCCUCCUAUCCACAAUAGCUUCUGAUAAGUUUAACUCACUAGGUUUCUGUUGCGGACCUGAAAUUUACCAAUGUUUUCUUGAAAUUCAGCAGGAACAUAUGUAAGAUUAGCUGUGAUUUUUCACGCAGUUUAACUUUAUUAGCUUGAUACUGUAAAACCUCAGUUUUUGCACUGAUUACUGUUAGAUUGGAAUUCUGUUACCAUUUUGUGUCAUUGCAUCAUCCCUCGAAGUGCAUGAUAGGAACUUCACAUUAAUAUCAGAAUAAUCCUCUUGUGUGUAGGUUGUAAACUUGUGAGGAUUCAAUCUAAGGCAUUUUGCCAAAUUGCCCAAAAUUGCAGAUUAAAAUUAUCCAUAUGGAAAAGUUGGCCGUGUUUAAGAAAAACUUGGUUUGUUGAACGACAAUAAGAAAUGUAAUAGCAUCCAAAGGAGCAGAAUCAUUUUUGCAGUGACGAAAGAUUGAUUAUAAAUUAGAUCUUUUGCUAAACAUUCGAUAAAUGCAAUUGGAAUUGGUGCUUCUGUGAUGAUCUGUUUCAGUGAUUUAGUUUAAAAGUCUGUUGACAGUUGAAUUUGCAUCGCUGCUACGCAGAGGAGAUGAGAAUCUAAUUCGAGCACAGACUGUAAUUCCCACUUGAAGCAGGAGGAAGAAUGCAGCAUGUGAUUAAAAUGUGUGAUGAAAAUUCUAGUGUUGGUCCUUAGAGUUUAAAUGAUGGUCAUUUGUCAAGUAUGCACUGACCCAGAGGGUCGAGAACAAGUGUUGUAAUUUUGUUAUUACAGUGCCAGAUGGCGAUAGGUUAAAGAAAGUAUGAACAGAAGAUGUGAACAAAGAUGCUAAGUUGACAGUUCUUUUAGCUUCCAUCUGUUUUAUAGACAGAUUAAUUUUCUGUUCAUUAAAUAAGACUUUUUUGCAUAUUCACAUUGUCAGAUUAUUUUACAAGUGCUGCAUGACAAAUAACCUUGGUCUUAUUCGAGCUGACUCAAGAAAACUACUAUUAAGUACCGGUGAUGCUCGCGUGUAUAUAAAAUAUACAUCAGAUACAAAUGAGUUCUGCAUUGCUACAGAUUUUUAAUACAGUUGAUGUAAGUCAUUUGUUGGGAUCAUGUUUUUAAAUAUAGGUCAACCCAUGUGCUUCCGAUAACAAAAGCUUGAGUAGUUCGGGUUGAUAGUUUAUUUUCAGUUGUCACAUUUUGGUGUGUGCAUUGUUUAUGUUGGGGUGAGGCUUGAGGGCAGAACUGAAAGUCUUUAAUCACUCUCCAGUCUUUGAAAAUACCUGACUCUCAAUUUUACUUUAAAGGAGGAGAAAGAGCUAACCUCAGCAUUCCUCACAACAACACUACAGGUAAUCAGAGUGCCCAAUUCACUAAGCCAGUUCACUGAGUAGCUUCCUGAUAAUUUGUCAGGAAUAUAAAUUAUCCCUCUUUCAUCAUUGGUAUCUGCAGUACUCAAUAUCUGCAUGCCCACCUCUACCCAGUACUACUUUGAAAAACACUCGCCAGGAGGCAACUGAGUGAGUUUGAUGGAACUCUCCUUCCUAAACUCUCUAAUGUGUGGGGGAGGGGAGGGAUCUAAUUGUGCUCAGGAUUCUUUUGCACCUUUCUGUACUGCAACACUAUGUUCUUCCAAAUUGCUAUGACUGCACGUAUUUUCACCUAAAUUAGGAACUGUUCCAGGUGGGUGAAUAAGUAAUAUUUUCCUGUUACUGAAAGGUUUGUCCAUUUAUUUAGUAUCGGAUGCUGUUACAUACAACUAUCCAGGUCGAUCUAGUUAAUCAUUAAAAGGCAAUUAGAAUGGAGAUGAUUUUUGGCAAAUCCCAAAACUCAGCAUGCAAGAAAGGUAAACAAUAUAACAGAUGCACCACAUAGAGGGAUGUUGGAAAUGUUCUGUAAUAAUAUGUGUAGAUAAUGUAAAGCAAGAUAUGUAAAUGUAGGUCUAAAUAAGGCAAGAGGUAUUUAUUUGUGUAGAUAAAUUGCAGGAGUUGACAAAUCCUUCAUAUUUUAUUAAUAUUUGAAACUUUGAAUUUUGUUUUGAACAUUACAUAUGAAAAGUUAUUUUAUGGACCAAGAAGAAUUUUACUGCCAUUGCACAAGUGCAAUACACAACCACUAUUCAUAAUUGGUAAUCAUGGCAUUGACAAUCAAUGUAAUGGGUGGAUUGGAAUAAGUGUGACCUUUUGGUGACUCCCAGCUAAAACAUCCAUUCUUUUCCCUCCUAUGAGGUAUGGAACUUGGUACCUUGAGUUUCAGAAUAUGGACCUGAUUUUUUAUACUGGAAUAGAAUUUACAAUGCAGUGUGCUAGUGUGGCAACCAAAGCUGCCAAGAUGUGCCCUACUGAAUAAACCCUGAACUGCAUGCAUUUCACAUUGGGUAGUAACUUGCUUUGCUUCCAAUUACAAACAAAACCUUUUGUAAUUGGUUACUUCCCCUGAUUAAUUUGAGAUGUUGAUAUUUUCAUUCUGAAUCUGUUAGACCCUUGUUUGAAGCUGCAGAAUUCCAUUGGUCCCAGAGCUGAGGCAAAUGCCAAAUAUCGUUUUGCGUUUAGAUUUCAAUCUGAAGCAGAGAAAUAUCUGAGGCCCUGAUCAGAAUUUACUUAAAUUUCCUCACAUCCCUUCUCUACAAGGCAGGCAUUGAUCUCAUGGUGUCAUCAUGAUUUGUGCAAUGUUUUGGAAGUAUGCUCUGAAUCUCCAUUAACUGUUGGAGGUGGUGGACGUGCUUUGCUAAGAACUCAUCAGCGAUGUAUACCCAGAUCUCCACCAUCAAACAUAUGAGAUUCAAGAGGCUAUUGUAGUAUUACCAGCAGGUCAACAGCCUUGGUAGCAGAUAAAGCCAAUUAAAUUUCUCGGCACUCCUACAUAAUGCAAUUACCAAUUUGUAAUUCUGGUUAUUGACACAAAUUAUAGCACAUAUCUCAGAAAAUCUUGUGGAAAAAUAUAAUUCCAGGGUACGAAGCCUAUUUAUUACAUUGAUAUUUUGAUUUCAGGCCAUGUAAAGUUGUCGAUGACACAGAGGGUUAAUCACAGAAUCACACGCUUGCUUUAAAAAUGCAGUUAGCUAUUCAGUAUUGACUGACAUUUAUUUCAGCCUCAGACUGAUUUUACUUACAGUAAACUUAGAUACAGCAUUGCUGCAGAAAUAGCUCUCUGGCCAAAGCUCAGAAGUAAUUUCAUGCUGUGCUGAGCAAUGCAUAGUAGACAAACACAAUGGUACAGGUUUCUAGUGCACUGUACAACUCACCAAAGGGUCACUAAUAAAUCCAGCUCCACCCUUCACAAGCGUGUGAACAUUUGGUCAUCUUGCUGAUGAAAGGUAAGACAACUUGCUGCAUUUAAGCAUUAGCUGCUGAAGCCUCACAUCCAUUGUUCUGUGCAAAAUCCAUGGAUAUAUUGAUAACUUUGACAAUAAUUUUUUUAUUCAGAAGUGUUUGUUAUAUUUUAUUUAUAGAAAUGUUACAUGUAAACACAAGUUAAAUAUCACAACUGAAAACUGUGUACAAUUUGUUCAACUUGUUAAAUAGCUGAACACCCUAAAUUAAUUAAAGACUAUAUUAGAUUUAAGCUGCUGCCAUGGGUCUCCAUUCCUUAGAUUUUGGUUCGUUGUCUGUAGAGAGAGAGACCUUUUACAAUCUGUUCACUUGUAUGUAAACACUCCACACAUGCACAAAUUUCUACUUCUGAUUGCUGUCAUGCAUUGUUAUGCCUGGGUGUGCUUUUGUGGACAAUUGUGUGUUAUAUGGAUUAAAUGAAAUUGGGACAGCGUUAAA